GUCUGUCCCUGUGGGUCGGCGGUGCUUGGUGUUGGCCCUGGGCAGCCAGGUCACACCCGCUUCAGGGCUGCAGGAGCUGGGGAAGGGACCCCAAAGGGAGGAAGCCUUCUGUCCUUUCAGAGGCCAGUACUCUUGGCCUUUGUCAGUGGCCGGAAGCCUGAUUUUCUCUUGAGGCAGUUGUCACUGUGGCCAUGUGGGGCAGUCCCUGUUAGGGUCGUGGGUCAUGCUCCCCCACAGCCUGUGCUCCUGCCGUAGCCGUCUUCCCUCUGCCCUGCUAGUUCCUGCGGGCCGGAAUGGCUGCCGGUGCCUAGCACUGUGGCUGCCCCGCCUGUUGUGUGCUAGUUGGGAAUGGCUUCACUCCCUUCAUCUUGUGGGGCGACAUGAACGGCAGACACACUGCCAGGCGGUGGCCCCAGACCUGGCAGCUUCAGGGCUGGAGAACAUGGGUCUUGACCACCAGAGCCACUCGAGCCUUGAGUGAUUGUCCAGACUCUGCAUUGCCUAGAAAAGCAGCCCAGACCCAGGAGCUGCUUGCCUUUCCUUCCCGGUGAGCUGGGAACACGGGGUCCCUGUGAUACGCUUGUCGUGUUGAGGGUCCCAGGCAGGGGUGUUCCUGACACAGUGUCUGCUGAGGUGACCAGCCUGCAGUGGUGGGGACUCCAGGAGGGUGAGAGUAGGGGAUCGGGGCCUGGAACUCUGGCUGCGGGCGCCACCGUGCUCUGCUCCCAGGAAGUAGAGAUCUGAGCGCCCUCUCUGGGGGUUUCCUUGGUUGGGCUGCUGUGGUGGACCAGACGGACAGUUUUGGGCCUCUCCAAGCUGUGACUUGCAGCCACAUGCCUCCCUUGUCCUGGUUUUCUUCAGACCGUGAGCAGCAGGAAUGGAGCUGCCCCGCAGUUGGGCCCGAGGGACCUGAGUGGCGCUCAGCUUCCUGUGUCCUGCUGAAGCCUUCAGCCUGGAUUCUGGGGAUGCGGCCGUAGCUGGGCUGCACGCAUCUGCUGUGCCUUGUCCUCCGUGUGCACUGGUUCUGGGACUGGGCUGCCGGUCCCGGUGAAGAAGUGAGCAGGGCCACGUUCCUUACCUGGCUGGGCCAGGGUGAGCGCGGACACCUCACUGGCCUGCCUCUGGCUCCUGCACGGAGGGCGGCCUGCGCGUCCCUAGGCCUUGCCCAGCCUGCCUCGUGUGGGGGACUGUGUGCCGAGAUGCUGCCCUUGGCCCCUUGGCCCCUUGGCUCCUGCCAGGACCUGCCCCACCCAACUCUCCUGCGAAGUCCCCGGCACCCCGGGGCCCAGGGUCUUGUGGCUCGCCUCCUGCUCAGGAUCAGGGUUGGGUAACGCGCCGUGCUGCGUUCAGGUGUGGCCUGUGUGCUGACCCCUCCCUCCCAGUUACAUGCCUUGGGAAAGGCCGCUGAUUGGCAGUUUCUACUGAUGUCUCACUGUGGAGCCAGCAGGGCCCAACACGGACCUCUCUGCCUGGGGGUGAGCGCGAGGUGGGCUCCCAGGUGUGUGCAGAGUCCUUGCUUGGAGAACUGUCCUCGGCACCAUGGGGCACCCACUGCCCCCAGGAUGGGCCUUCCGUCAGCACCGGUGCGCACAGCAGUCCCUGCUGGUGUAGCAUGGUGAGCUGUGAUUUUUUUUCCUUUUUAAGUCUGGCCACUUUAGAUUGACGCUAAGACGCCCCCUUGUUGAUAGGUGCUUGGGGAUGUGGGAACAGCCUCUUUGGAGGAUCCGAGUCCCUGGGCCUUGAAAGCCCUUUCUGCCUCUGGACAAGAUGCUAGGCCACCCUCGCCUCCGCCCAGCGCCUCAAACCCUGCGUGGGUCCUGGGACACCCAGCCCCUCCUCGUCACUCUGGGACUGUGCAGACUACCUCUGACUCUGAGAACACAGUGGCUUGGUGUUCUCAGGAGCCUGGGGAGCCAUGUGGGCAGGGGCUAGGGGACCCCCAGGGGUGUUGUCAUCCUUCACGGAGCCCCCGUGUUGAGCCGUCUCAGCCCCUGACUCAUGGAGGGUCAGCAUCAAGAAUGUGGUUCUCAGCCCACGGAUGGACGCCCCUCUGCCGGCUGUGUCCUGGUGCCCAGACUGCUGGUCUCUGCUCAGUCUCUCUGCCACCCACUCGGCACCCCUCAGUCCGGGGACCGUGUGUAGUUGUCUGGGAUACUUGCGUAUCCAGGAUGAAGCAUCCGGGAGAGCGUCGGUUUUCAACUCCGAGCUGGUGUGAGGGUGUAGCUGUCCUAAGAACUGACUUGGGGGCGAGAAAGGGAGCCCUUUCCGAGGGGUGUGGCUUCCAGCUGUGCAGGGGAACUCAGAUAAUGCAUGCUGGGUUGGUUUUCUGUUUUAAUUCAUAGACUUUGUUGUUUAAGAGUCUUCUAGGCUUACAGGAGAAUGAGUGAGUGCUGGUCCAUUUCUCAUCCCUUCCCUGAGGGUCUCCACCUGCUACUAACAUCGCGAGGCUUGCUUUAGCGUGGUGUGUUUGGUACAAGAGGCGGCACGGGUCUGUUCUUACUAACUAGGCCUGUGGUUCACGAGACUCUCCUGGUACUGUCCCUACUGUCAUACGGGCUGGCCUCGCUGACGUCCCCACUGUCGUAUGGGAUGGCCUCGCCGACGUCCCUGUCAUAUGGGAUGGCCUUGCUGCUGUCGCACUGUCGUACAGGCUGGCCUCGCUGCCGUCCCCACUGUCCCCACUGUCGUACGGGCUGGCCUCACUGCUGUCCCUACUGUCCCCACUGUCGUAUGGGCUGGCCUCGCUGCUGUCCCUACUGUCCCCACUCAUGGGCUGGCCUCGCUGCCGUCCCCACUGUCGUACGGGGAGGCCUCGCCGCCGUCCCCACAGUCGUAUGGGGAGGCCUCGCUGACAUCCCUACUGUCCCCACUGUCGUACGGGGUGCCUCGCUGACGUCCCCAGUGUCGUACGGGCUGGUCUCGCCGCCGUCCUCACAGUUGUACGGGGAGGCCUCGCCGCCGUCCCCACAGUCGUACGGAUUGGCCUCACUGAUGUCCCUACUGUCCCCACUGUCGUACGGGGUGCCUCGCUGACGUCCCCACUGUCGUACGGGCUGGUCUCACCGCCGUCCUCACAGUCGUACGGUGUGGCCUCGCUGACGUCCCUACUGUCCCCACUGUCGUGUGGGCUGGCCUCGCCGCCGUCCCCACUGUCAUACGGGCUGGUCUCGCCGCUGUCCUCACAAUCAUACGGGGUGGCCUCACUGACGUCCCUACUGUCCCCACUGUCGUACAGGCUGGCCUCGCCGCCGUCCCCACUGUCGUACGGGGUGGCCUCGCCGCCGUCCCUACUGUCGUACGGGGAGGCCUCGCCGCCGUCCCCUCAGUCGUACGGGGAGGCCUCGCCGCCGUCCCCACAGUCGUACGGGGUGGCCUCACUGCUGUCCCCACUGUUGUAAGGGAUGACCUCGCCGUCCCCACUGUCGUAAUGGAUGGCCUCGCUGCUGUCCCCACUGUUGUACAGGAUGGCCUCGCUGCCGUCCCGUCAUAAGGGAUGGCCUCGCCAUCCCCACUGUCGUACAGGGUGGCUUUGCUGCCGUCCCACUGUCAUACGGAAUGGCCUCGCUACUGUCCCCACUGUCGCGUGGGAUAGCCUCACUGCCCCACAUCCCCAUUCCCUGCCCACUCGUCCCUUUAAACAUGUUAUCGUGCCUCACUUGGUCAUCCCCACGUGUGGGGCCUUUACGGUCCCUGCACUUGCUCCAUGACCUGAUCCACUGCCUAGUGCCCGGGCCUCUCUGCUCUUGGAGGAUCUUUUCCUUUGUGCGGAGGGUACAUUUAGUUUUUCUGAACACAAAAGGAUAAAAGAAGAAAGGAGAAGAGAAUGUGGGUGAGCUCGCUGGCUCCUCGUUUUGGGGAUGGUCACUUCGACCUGUCCCACCGCUCCGCUGAUGGGCCGCAUGCCCCGUGUCCCCGCAGCAUUCCCGCGUGGACCCCGAGGAGCUCUUCACCAAGCUGGACCGUAUCGGCAAGGGCUCCUUUGGGGAGGUGUACAAGGGCAUCGACAACCGCACCAAGGAGGUGGUGGCCAUCAAGAUCAUCGACCUGGAGGAGGCCGAGGACGAGAUCGAGGACAUUCAGCAGGAAAUCACCGUGCUCAGCCAGUGCGACAGCCCCUACAUCACCCGUUACUUCGGCUCCUACCUGAAGAGCACGAAGCUGUGGAUCAUCAUGGAGUAUCUGGGCGGCGGUUCUGCACUGGACCUGCUUAAACCCGGCCCCCUGGAGGAGACCUCCAUCGCCACCAUCCUGCGCGAGAUCCUCAAGGGCCUGGACUACUUGCACUCGGAGCGCAAGAUCCACCGAGACAUCAAAGCUGCCAACGUGCUGCUCUCGGAGCAGGGUGACGUGAAGCUGGCCGACUUCGGGGUGGCGGGGCAGCUCACGGACACGCAGAUCAAGAGGAACACGUUUGUGGGCACCCCCUUCUGGAUGGCACCCGAGGUCAUCAAGCAGUCGGCCUACGAUUUCAAGCGGCCGACCGCCAAGGAGCUCCUGAAGCACAAGUUCAUCACACGCUACACCAAGAAGACCUCCUUCCUCACCGAGCUCAUCGACCGCUACAAGCGCUGGAAGUCGGAGGGGCACGGCGAGGAGUCCAGCUCCGAGGACUCGGACAUUGAUGCAGACGCUGAGGACGGAGAACAGGGUCCCAUCUGGACGUUCCCCCCCACCAUCCGGCCAAGUCCGCACAGCAAGCUGCACAAGGGGACAGCCCUGCACGGCCCCCAGAAGUCUGCGGAGCCUGUCAAGAGACAGCCGAGGUCCCAAUGCCUGUCCACGCUGGUGCGGCCUGUCUUUGGAGAGCUCAAGGAGAAGCACAAGCAGAGCGGCGGGGGCGUGGGGGCACUGGAGGAACUGGAGAACGCCUUCAGCCUGGCUGAGGAGUCCUGCCCUGGCAUCUCCGACAAGCUGAUGGCUCACCUGGUGGAGCGGGUGCAGAGGUUCUCCCACAACAGAAACCACCUGACGUCAACCCGCUGAAGGGCGCCGCUGCUCGCGGAGCGCGGGGAGAAGGGUCAUUGUGAGGAGCUCCAUCGGGCCUGGGCUGAUUUGGAUCCCCCCGUGCUGCGGCCACGUGGGCCUCGCUGCCGGGUCACAGCCUCCCCCCGGCAGAGGGCCCUCCCGCAGCCACCUGGACUGAAGAGCGGGGACUGUCGGGGCCCGUCUGCCUCCUCCCCUGCCCGGGGGGACGGUGGCCACGCUGGUCGUAGAUUGGCCUUGUGUCCGAUCAGGUACCGUGUCUCCAAAGUACUCAAGUCAGCCAGAACUUUUUUUUUUUUUUUUUUAAGAAAAUGAACUUCCUCGCUUCCCUGAAUGUUCUGAGGUUAAGGUGUUAGUUUUCAUAGAACAUUGAGAGGCUCCUGCCACUUUCAAUAAAGACCUGAAUUGGAGAGA
Ailuropoda melanoleuca (giant panda) is the source of this 5397-nucleotide messenger RNA. RefSeq names its product serine/threonine kinase 25 (gene STK25). The transcript has 9 exons. Gene Ontology annotation, molecular function: protein serine/threonine kinase activity; ATP binding. Gene Ontology annotation, biological process: protein phosphorylation. The record is from RefSeq and is a predicted model, not a curated record. Lineage: Eukaryota; Metazoa; Chordata; Mammalia; Carnivora; Ursidae. Bases 4171 to 4983 code for a protein of 270 amino acids. Gene Ontology annotation, cellular component: cytoplasm; Golgi apparatus.